GGACCCGAGAUUCAUGCGCCAACUUCCGUAAUGGGUGCAGACUAGAAAAAAAAACUUUGCAACAGUCGCGAAUUAAUGUACAGAAAUUGAUCCAGAUUUAUUUGUCAUUGUUAUAAACCAUUCAUCAAAACGCCAGCUUUGAGGGAUUGCAGCCAUGGCGGACUACUGCCAAAACUUGUCAGGUUCAGCUCCAGGUAUCAGUGAGAUCCAGGUACCCAGCCAGGACAGCUUCCCGGAGGGUACUGUCAUCCCAAACCGGAUUUUUAUCGCAGGAUUUGACAACAAUGUGAGUGCGGAGGACCUCCAACGCGUCUUCUCCCAGCAUGGCACUGUAACAGAGGUGAAAUUCAAAGUAGAUUUUACAGGACUGUCAAGGGGGUAUGGCUUUGUUACAUUUGAGCACAAAGAAGAAGCUGUGAAGGCCCUUCAUGAUGAGAACGGAAUCAACGUGAACGACAGAAAGCUCACCAUCGCGCCAGCUGUUCUCAAAUACGCGUGUUCUACUAAACUCAAGCGACAAAGCGUGAUCUGCCCAAGAAACCUCCACAAGAACUACAACAGUGUGGCCUACCUCCAACCUCACCCAUAUCAGCCUCCCCCAAUGAUGAUGCCUACGCUGUGUGACUGCUGUGGUUACUAUCACUGUUACCCUUACCACUACAUGGUGCCUUCGCCUCUGUCCACUCCCAUGCAGACUUCUGUGAAUCUGUCUCAUGCCACUGAUUGCGGCCCGGUCCAUAACUUCAUGAAGGAGUUUGCAGACCCUACAGUGCCACACGUUUGUGCUGCAUAUCCACCAAGUCCUGCAGGAGUGCCACCCGGUUUCCAACAACAUAACCCUUAAGAGGCAGUAUUCACCCAUCAGUCGCAUCGACAAGCAUUGAAAACUAAACUACUUCCUGCCAGAUGUUCCAAGUCAUUAUACAAAUGUCCUCACAUGCUAAUUGUGUGUAUUUGGAGGACAUUGUUGACUGAGAUUAUGUUGAGUUGCAAUGGAUUAGUUAAAUUAGCAAGUGUUAAAUUUUUGCAAUGUAAGAUUCCUUACAUUGGUUGCUCAACAUCAUGUUUGUUUUAUGUCGGUGCAGUUCUUUGCUACGUUUUACUCCAUUUUGUUACUCUGCUGAAGUAAGAUUUUAGUAGAAUGUGUGUUGUACUUGAUAAUUACAAAAGUUCAAUUGAGUAGAACUAAUUUGUUGCUUACUCAAAUCAAGUGUAAAACUCUCAUUCUUUUAGGAACAAAAUAAAUAAUUACAGCACAG
Molecule: messenger RNA, 1259 nt
Organism: Nerophis lumbriciformis (worm pipefish)
Lineage: Eukaryota; Metazoa; Chordata; Actinopteri; Syngnathiformes; Syngnathidae
Product: protein boule-like
Biological process (GO): positive regulation of translational initiation; 3'-UTR-mediated mRNA stabilization
Cellular component (GO): cytoplasm
Molecular function (GO): translation activator activity; mRNA 3'-UTR binding
Source: RefSeq, a predicted model, not a curated record